AUAAGUGCCUUUUUAAGGUGUUGCCGUUCAGUUUCCCCGGUUUCGUAACUGGUAUAUACACAAUUAUAUACCGGAACAUUGGUACUGGUUAAUGGGUGGAAUCAUCUAAAUAAUCAAAUUAGGAAUUUUGCUUUACAGUUUACACUUUUUAUACACCUUAUUAUUAUUAAAAUGAUGGGUAACAACAUAAAUGUUUUUUUUUUAUUCUUAGCGUAGUGUAUAAUUUUAUAUUAAAUAAAGUUAAAGUGAUAUAAGUUCUAUUUGUUUUCAUACGGUUUUGAAGUUUUAGCCGUUUUAUUAAAGUUCAGCCGUAUUUAGGAAUUAGAGUAUUUAAUGCAUUAUGUUCAAGAAAAAAUCAUCAAUCCUGUAAUUUAUACAUGUAUAUAGUUUUUCAUAAUAUAAACAUUUAACAGUACCUACGCUACACUUUGCAGUUCUAAUUAGGUAGCUAUAAGAAUUUGGAUAAUUAUCUUAUAGCUAUGUUAAGAAGUUGGACCAAACAUUUGCUACAUUGUGCCUUAUUGGUAAUAGUAAUUUCAGUUUUUGAAAUUUGGUCUGGAGGUGUCAAACUAUCAGCAGAUAUUCAAAAUACUUUUAACUUUAAUCCAUGGGAACGCUAUGGUUUUAUGUGGUGCCUUAUGCUGUAUUUACUACGGUUUUUAACAUUCUUACCUUUACCACAAGUACUUUUAAAUUUUGGUGGCCUUACUCUAUACAAUGCGUUUCAAGAUAAAGUUAUGUUAAAAGGAUCACCUCUUUUGGCUCCAUUUAUUUGUAUACGGAUAGUUACAAGAGGUGAUUAUCCUCAAUUAGUCAAAGCUAAUGUGGCUCGUAAUAUGGCUCGCUGCUUAGAGACUGGACUUGAAAACUUUAUCAUUGAAGUAGUAACUGACAAAUAUGUAGGAUUACCUGUACACAGACGAAUUAGAGAAGUUGUUGUACCAAAAUCAUAUAAAACAAAAACAGGUGCUCUCUUUAAAGCUAGAGCGCUUCAAUUUUGUUUAGAAGAUAAUGUAAAUAUGCUGGCAGAUUGUGAUUGGAUUGUCCAUUUAGACGAAGAAACUCUUUUAACGGAGAAUUCCAUUAGAGGUAUAUUGAAUUUUGUCCUAGAUGGUAAACACCAAUUUGGUCAGGGACUGAUCACAUAUGCUAAUGAAGAAGUUGUAAAUUGGUUUACAACAUUAGCAGAUAGCUUUAGAGUCGCAGAUGAUAUGGGUAAACUUAGAAUACAGCUAUCAAUGUUUCAUAAACCACUUCUCAGUUGGAAAGGCUCGUUUGUUGUCACUCAGGUGGGUGCAGAACGACAUAUUUCCUUUGAUAAUGGCUUAGACGGGUCAAUUGCUGAAGACUGUUUCUUUGCAAUGCGAGCAGCUAAGGAAGGUUAUUCAUUUAAUUUUAUUGAAGGUGAGAUGUGGGAAAAAUCACCAUUUUCACUUUGGGAUUUCAUACAACAACGUAAACGUUGGCUUCAAGGCAUCUUAUUGGUUGUUCAUUCUGCUGCAUUACCUACUAAAACUAAAAUUUGGUUAGCAUUAUCUUGUUAUUCAUGGGUAACUUUGCCACUAUCAACAUCAAAUUUAAUACUGGCAAGAUACUUUCCUAUCCCAUGCCCAGCUAUUAUGGAUUUUGUCUGUGCAUUCAUAGCUGGGGUUAACAUUUAUAUGUAUAUAUUUGGAGUAGUAAAAUCAUUUUCUUUGUAUCGUUUUGGUGUGAUUAAGUUUACUUUAUGCAUAAUAGGAGCUUUGUGUACAAUACCUUUUAAUGUAAUAAUUGAAAAUGUUGCAGUGAUAUGGGGUCUCUUUGGUAAUAAGUACAAGUUUUAUGUUGUGCAUAAAGAAAUUAAACCACUUGUAACUGUAUAAACAGGUCAUAUAUAUUUUUUUUUCAUUUAUAUUGGAUGUAAUAAAUGGGAGGGGAAAGACUAUCUUGCCAUUUUAUAGUAUAAACCAUUAUAGGUAAUACAUAGAUGACAACCUAUGGCUUACUAAAAAUGUUGACAUUAAUUCCUACUAAAACAUCAUGUUUAGAAUUUCAUAAAAAAAAAACAUUUUUUUUUACAUCUAUAAAACUAAAUUGCUAUUUAUUUUGUAAUUUUAUAUUUAUCAAAUUUUUUUAACAAACUUAAGAAUUCAAAAAUUACAAAAUAUUUUAUACAAAAAAAAAUCCUCCUGUAAUAAUUUUCUUCAAUUCCAGUUCCAGUCAACAUUUUAAGUAAUUAAUUAACACUACUUUCAUAAAUUACCUUAAGCCGAGAAUGCCAUCAAUUUAAUUUUAAAGGUCAAGAUCUCGGAUUUGUACCUAAAAAAGGUUUGGCAAAACUAGUCAUAACCUAGUUUUAUUAUAAGAUUUUUUAAGUAUGAAUAUGUUAAUAUUGUUUAUAUAGACCAUUAUAAAAUAUUUUAAAUGCACAUAAUUAGUACCUACUUAAACACUAAGUUUUAUAAACUAUGAUCAAAUACAUUACUUAUCAAUCACCAGUAAGAUCACUUUUGAACACCAAUUAUUAUUAUUAUUUAAUAAGAACAAAUUUACAUAAUUACAUUUAGCAUAUUUGCUAGUCAUAUUCAUGUCAACGAAAUUUUCUGUUGAAAUUAUUAAUUUUUUUCUACUACUUAAAUGUU
Molecule: messenger RNA, 2621 nt
Organism: Adelges cooleyi (spruce gall adelgid)
Lineage: Eukaryota; Metazoa; Arthropoda; Insecta; Hemiptera; Adelgidae
Product: beta-1,4-mannosyltransferase egh
Exons: 4
Coding region: 480-1862 (460 amino acids)
Cellular component (GO): cytoplasm
Molecular function (GO): beta-1,4-mannosyltransferase activity
Source: RefSeq, a predicted model, not a curated record